Messenger RNA from Ostreococcus lucimarinus CCE9901, 741 nucleotides. RefSeq lists its product with no specific name. NCBI's taxonomy places the organism in Eukaryota, Viridiplantae, Chlorophyta, Mamiellophyceae, Mamiellales, Bathycoccaceae. The transcript has a single exon. Gene Ontology annotation, cellular component: Set1C/COMPASS complex. The record is from RefSeq and is a predicted model, not a curated record. Gene Ontology annotation, molecular function: protein binding; transcription cis-regulatory region binding. Bases 1 to 741 code for a protein of 246 amino acids.
AUGUAUUGGCCGGUGUGUUUGAAUCCGAAACUGAAACCGAAGGGGAGCGAGGUGAGCGAGGAUCGUAAGACGUUCACGAGCUCGAAAGGGUAUCGCACGUGCGCGGCGUCGCACGGAGUUCGAUGCGGUGCGUUUUAUUAUGAGAUUACGAUUGCAUACUUGGGGGAGAGCGGACACGCCAGAGUGGGGUGGAAGUCGAAGAAGGGCGAGGCGAACGCGCCCGUCGGAUUCGACAAGUUUGGGUACGGGUACAGGGACGUGGGUGGGGAGAAGGUGCACGAAUCGACGCUGGCGCCUUACGGCGAGCCUUUUAAAGAGGGCGAUGUCAUUGGGUGUUACAUAUUCGUCGAAGAGAUGAAGAUGAAAAGCCUCAAGAAGGAAGAAAGCGGCGACGCCCCCGAACCCGCUAACGCGAGUUUCGUCGCCUUCUCGCGAAACGGGACGUUUCAAGGCAAGGCGUACGUGGGUCUGAACGACGACGACGGCGCGUACUUUCCCGCGGGUUCACUCUUCACCGCCCCGGACGUGGAGCCGGCGAAGUUGGUGUUUAAUUUCGGACCAGAUUUCCAACAUCCACCGGACGCCGAGGCGUGGGACGUGCCCGCGCCGCGACCGAUGAGUGAUUUAGAUCCACCCCGACCGACGCCUGAAAUUAAACUCGAACCAUCGCCGGAGGAGACCGCGGUGAUUGUCGAAGCGCCGAACGCUGAAGAAGAGACGCACGCCGCCACUAGCACGUAG